UCUUUGGAUUCGGUUUUGUAUGAGGAUGGUCCAUGGUAAGACUGGAACAGACCCGGCAGAACGACUUCGAGGAAAUCUUCUCUUUAUCUCUCAAUCUCAAUCUAGUAAAUUAAUAUGCUGUCCAAAAGGAGAACAAUAAUUUACAUCGUUCUUGCUAACACGGUGUGUAUAUUUUUCUAUUUAUUCGGGACAACAAUUUUGCAUCGGGAUAGUCCGCUCGACACUCGUUCCAAAAGGAAAGAUAAGACGACUACUGCACUAGAGCGCCAUGUUACUACUACACAGAGCAUACCAGAUAAUGUUGGUGACGAAGUGAACCCUGCCGCGAUCCAAACGCCUUCCUCUGGAAAGGAACUUAGUUGGAGAAAUAAAUUUCAUUGGGAAUCCAAAAUAGACCAGCAUGACUAUCGCAUCCUCAUUAACCCUCGGAAUAAAUGUAAGCAGUCGGAAAAUAUAACUUUGCUUAUCCUCGUCAAGACAAGAGUGAGUAACAUAAAAGAGAGGAAUAUUAUCAGAGAAACGUAUGGUCAGGGAAUAGUGAAGUAUAAUGUGUCAGCAACGAUUCUAUUUCUACUUGGAACAGAAAGUGAAUACAAUUCAGUUGCACAGGUUGAUCUCCAGAAGGAGGCUGAUCUACACGGAGAUAUUCUUCAAGAGGACUUCAUAGAUACCUACUACAAUCUAACCAUCAAAACCAUUAUGGGUUUCAAAUGGGCAUCGAUGUCAUGUAGCAAUACUUACUUUGUAAUGUCAACAGAUGAUGAUUGUAUCGUCGACGUCGUUAACCUUGCCAAUGAUCUCGAAUCAAACACAUCUUCGACGUUUCUUUCGAAUUUUGCUCUGGCCGAGCGAGCUAUCAACUGGAAACCACACCGAGAUCCUGUUUCUAAGUGGCACACUCCACGGGAAUUGUUUUCGGGUGAUACCUGGUUACCCUUUCCUCGUGGAUACGGUUAUGUUGUUUCCAGAGAGGUGGCUCAUCUUCUUUACCAAGCUUCUCAGAAGAUUGCUCCUCCUGCACCCUGGGAUGAUGUCUACUGUGGUAUACUCUUACAUUCAUUGGGGAUAGAGAUGCAAGAUAUCAUAGUUUGGUUUAAGACAAAGCAUACACAUGCACCAUCAAGAGCACCAUUGAAGGUUCAGGACCACUAUGUGAUUGGGGGAAAUGGAAAUACAAUGAUCAUGAUGAACGUAUGGACGGCAGUUGAAAAUAGGUACCAGAAAUAAACACGAAGAUACAUAAUAAGUAUAUUAUUAUGAUGAUGAUUUCCCCGGGAGUUUGCUGAUUCAAGAAAUGUGUGCUACAUACUAUCAGACUUUAUUGUAUCAAGUUGCUGAGUUGAAUUCUUUUAGCCGAAAUAUUUAUUUUCGCAAAAUGAUAAUGUGAUGUCAUCAGCAGUCGCACUUGCAGUGCACCGACCAACACCGCCACCAUGACCGACGUAUUGAUCAGAGUUUUUUUUUUUGAAUAACCUGUUUACCAGGGCUCUGGAACAAAGUAAAUCUUGUUCACUUCCUGGUUGAUUUUAUAUUCCAUCUUCCCUUUCUCUCCCGCAAAACUGGACAUUUACUGGAAAAGCUUAUAGAAUUUAGAUUUUUAAUGAAUUUCUACGUCAUUUCAAUAAAAAGUGUAAAAAAUUGAUAUCAUACAGUGGGGAUAGCAAAAGUGAAGGUAGGGGCCUACCUGGUUAUCCCUUUACAAAUAAAUAGGCCUACAUUUAAAAGUACAUAUGCACAUAUACAGUUAAACACUAAAGGAAUUUUUAUAACUAUUGCAUUAUUGUCAUAAUCGUCAUCUUCGUUUUUAGUAUUAUCGGAAUUUCAGUUGAUAUUUAUAAUCUGUCAUUAUUGAUGGUGAAUGCCUGUUUUUAAUGGAAAAUAUGAUUUCCCAUUGCUUCACUAAACUCAUUAAAAAUAAAAAACGAUUUUAACCGCUUAAGAGCUAUGAUUUCAAAAGUGUAUUUUCAUUUGGUAUAGAAAAAUUACUUUAUCAUAGUAUUCAGAUUUAUCAUUGUGUUGAAUCCAGCAUGCGAACGCAUCAUUCGAACAGUCAUCAUUGCACAUUCAAAGAUUCAUGAUUGUUAUCAGAAUGAGUAAGGAAAUUGUAUUCAUUCAUGAACAAAGUUGAAUUAGUUUAAACUUUGCUUAACGUUAUGUAAUCCAAAUGAAAUGUAUUUUGAAUUUAUACAAGAAUGUGAUCUAAGAGCACGCGUGUCUCAACUGUAUGCUGAAUACGAUAGGCUUGGAGUUCAUUUUCUCCAGUUUGGUGUGUAAGAGUGGCUAAUUGGUUUUCGGAUGCUGCUGAAGCUGAGUAAUUUCUUGUCACGUACAUGCACCAAGGAAUUCCCUGCAUGCAUGCAUAGUCACUUGAUAAUGCCCAUUGUAUGAUGUGUUCUUGUAAGUCAUACAACCGAUCUGGGAUCGUUUCACAAAAGAUGGUAACUUUGUCAUUUGGUAACAACAAUGGUGGCACAGCCCUGCAACCAAUCAAACUCCAGGCUUCCAUGGUGGUUACUGCAACGGCAAAGCUACCAUAGUAACUUGUUAUUAGAAUACUUAAUAUUCAUGAUAUUAGAAAUUAGGAGGGAGGUGGGGAGGAGAGGGUGACGAGCUGCUUGAUCAAUAUCAGGCUACCCGCGCGUUAUAGGCCAUUUUCUCUGUUUUGAAUAAACCAAUGUCGAAAUUUUUUCAAGCCCCCCC
Molecule: messenger RNA, 2700 nt
Organism: Lytechinus variegatus (green sea urchin)
Lineage: Eukaryota; Metazoa; Echinodermata; Echinoidea; Temnopleuroida; Toxopneustidae
Product: beta-1,3-galactosyltransferase 5-like
Exons: 1
Coding region: 115-1227 (370 amino acids)
Cellular component (GO): membrane
Molecular function (GO): hexosyltransferase activity
Source: RefSeq, a predicted model, not a curated record